UUUUUUUUUUUCUUUCUCUCUUUUUUUCGUGUUCCUACCUUUUAUAUACAUAUCUAUAUUCUGACAGAAGCAAAAUGACUUUUGAUCAAGCAGCUGUUAUUCAUAAUGAAUUAAAGGAUGUUACUAUGGACGAUAUUUUUAGUGAUAACGAAGACGAAGAUAUUAAUCGAAUGGACUCCAAUAUGGCCAAUGUUCAACUGCAAACUCCUAAUCGAGAUCAACUUACAAAUCAACAACAAUGGUCUUCGUCAGCACCACGUCAAUUCAAUAUGAACAGUAUUCUGGAAUCAGCAGAAACUCAAGAUCCUAUAUUCUUACUAAGAUUAUUCUAUCAAAGACUAUUUCCUUACAAGUUAUAUCACACAUGGUUAAGUUAUGAUAUUAAUACAAGUAAGAACUUUACUCAUAGAGAGUUCAGUUUUACUUUGACCAACGAUAUUUAUAUACGCUAUAAUUCGUUUGCUGACAUGGACGCAUUGAAAAAGGAAAUUGAACGCUUACAACCUGUCAAAAUCGAUAUUGGUGCUGUCUAUUCCGUCAGACCCAAAGACAAGAAAACUGUUAGUGAAAAGGCCUUUCGACCUCUAGAAAAAGAAUUGGUAUUUGAUAUUGAUAUGACCGACUAUGAUGAAAUUCGAACGUGUUGUAGUGGUGGAGACGUUUGUCGUUCUUGUUGGGAAUUCAUGACCAUUGCUGUCAAAGUCAUUGAUACCUGUCUACGUGAUGAUUUUGGAUUUGAACACUUGUUAUGGGUUUACUCUGGACGUCGUGGGGUCCAUUGUUGGGUCAGUGAUGAAAGAGCAAGACAAUUGGAUAAUGACAGUCGUAAAGCCAUCGUUGGUUAUCUAGAAGUUGUGAAGGGUGGCGCGGAAAUGGCAAGAAAAGUACGAUUACCAAGUACAUUACAUCCUUCUUUAGAGCGUUCAUUAGAAAUCAUCAAACCUUAUUUUGUACCUCUUAUUUUGGAACGUCAAGGUGUAUUGGAUACAAAGAUUCAAUGGGAAAAAAUGCUAAACAUCAUAUCAGAUGAAGGCACUCGCAAUGAUUUGAAUGAAUCCUGGUCUAACGAUUCUUCAUUAACAGGUCGUGAAAAAUGGAAUGAAUUGAAAGAUGCAGUCAGAGAUACAACAAAGAGCUACGAUACCACUGUACGUGAUAUUUUGUUCCAAUACUUAUAUCCUCGGCUAGAUGACAAAGUAUCCAUCAAUAUCAACCAUUUAUUGAAAAGUCCCUUCUGUGUUCAUCCAAAGACUCAACGUGUAUGUGUGCCCAUUGAUCCUAACAAUUGUGAAUCCUUUGAUCCUUUAGCUACACCAACCUUGGCCACACUUUGUAAAGAAUUGAACGAAUAUACUCCAUCAUCAGCAAAUGACACGGAACGCAAGAUGCCAGACUUCAAAAAGACAUCAUUGAAGCCUUAUAUCGACAUUUUUGAAAAAUUCGUCAAUGCCAUGGUACUGGAAACUCAACGAGUGAAACGAGAAGAAGCUUCAACAAGCAUGGAAUUCUGAUAAAUCCCACCCAUUAGUGAAUAGAACAGAAACAUUAUUAUUUUUUCUUUGUGACAAACUAAAAUCAACAAGGCAAUGAUAUGAUGAUGUAUAUGUGUAUAGUUUUUUUAUUAUUAUCAAAUCAAAUAAAAAAAAAA
This is a messenger RNA of Halteromyces radiatus, 1648 nucleotides long. RefSeq lists its product as uncharacterized. Gene Ontology annotation, cellular component: alpha DNA polymerase:primase complex. The transcript is spliced from 13 exons. Gene Ontology annotation, biological process: DNA replication, synthesis of primer. The record is from RefSeq and is a predicted model, not a curated record. The coding region runs from base 75 to 1511 and encodes 478 amino acids. NCBI's taxonomy places the organism in Eukaryota, Fungi, Mucoromycota, Mucoromycetes, Mucorales, Cunninghamellaceae.